This is a messenger RNA of Syngnathus acus (greater pipefish), 1838 nucleotides long. It is a transcript of the gene spata18, whose product is annotated as spermatogenesis associated 18. Gene Ontology annotation, cellular component: mitochondrial outer membrane. Gene Ontology annotation, biological process: mitochondrial protein catabolic process; mitophagy by internal vacuole formation. Bases 210 to 1607 code for a protein of 465 amino acids. The transcript is spliced from 13 exons. Lineage: Eukaryota; Metazoa; Chordata; Actinopteri; Syngnathiformes; Syngnathidae. The record is from RefSeq and is a predicted model, not a curated record.
AUUUACUCGCACCUUUUCUUGACGCUGCGCCAUUGCAUUUUUGUGUCCAUUUUCGAGAGAACACUGGGGAACGUUUAAUUAAUGGAUUAAAACUUUAUUAAAGGGCAUCACCGGCCACAUCCUCCGUGUGAGAACUCCGGGUGCUGUGAAACAAAGACCGACUGAAGAUGACGUGACGUCGACUCACCUCACCCACGAGGAGCGCAGACAUGGCAGAUGCUUUAAACGCGCUGGUCAGUCAGUCCUGCUUCAACGUUUUACAAGACAAGUUGGAAAGAUGGCAAAGAGCGUAUCAUGUGAUUUCCUGUGAUGAGAAUAUGAAUCGGUGCUGUGAGAUGAUGGAAUUAACUGCCAAAAUCCAAGGGCAGCUUUUUGCCAUCCUUAACUCUGUAGCUGCUGAUGGUCAACACACAGACGGCGUGGCCACGCUAAAAACACGUCUGCUUCCAUGGCUGGGCUCUUGUUUCUUGCUAUUGCGGCCCCCUGUCCACAAAGACGCCGGUUUCAGUGUCUUGCAGGAUUUGGCAGAAGAGGAGCGUAAGCUUACAGAGCUCUCUAGCGGCAAGAUGAGCGACACACAGUGGCUGGAGCCUCAGCUGUGCUCCACUCGGCUGCAGUUGGAAUCGCUCCAGGCAGGGCUGGACGAUGGUCACUCGUAUCUGAACCAGACAAAAAGCAAAACAGCCACCACUGAGGAUGAACUACUGCAACUGAAAGAGAACUUGAGAGCAGUAUACUUACAAAAUGACCUCUACAAGAAGAAGUUGGAUUCCUGUCACGAUUACGAGCGUCAGAUGUCCAAGUGGAGGAAUGAAAUAUCGUAUCUGAGCUCACAGAGGCUGGCCAGAAGCAAUUCGGUGAGAUCCGAGACGAUGGCAUGGUCGCAGCUCACCAGCUCGUCACGUCUCCUGCGCGUGGUCUCGCGCUUCAGCGACCUAUACAAUGUGGAGCGUAAGGAGGCGCAGCUGCAGCUUCAGGGCUACUUGAAUGACUUGGAAACGGUCCAGAGGAUCAUCUUCAUUGCCAUGGUGGAGUCCUUCAAGGCAGCCAAACUGGCUCACCGUCUCUUCAGGCUGCGCGCUCGCAAGACUCUCUCAUCGUGUCACUUCGGGCCUGAAAGCCUGGAAGAUACCGUGUUGGACUACAUUGUUCGAAACCAGGACCUCUAUGACGUGGAGAAUAGUGUGGACGAAGUACUCAGCGCUAUGAACCUCAACCCUCGCAUCGCUUCCAUUCCAAAAAUCAACUUCUCCGUGGCGCGCCCCUUAAUUAGGGAGACCUGCAAGCUGGCCUUCACCAUGCAGACGUUGGACCCGCCCAUUGACUUGGCCUUUGCCAAUGAUGGAGAACUUUUCAUUAGCAGCAAGUACCGGCGCAGCCCCGACUCGGACCUCUCGGCCCAGCUGGUCUCCUACCACGUGUGGCCCGCUCUGAUGCAAGGCGGAACCGUGCGUGCCAAGGGUGAAGCCGUGACCAAGAAAGGAACUGUGUGGAUCAGAAGCCCGCUGAGCUUCGUGCGCUCACGCUCUCUCAGUCCAACUCGCAAUCUUACGUUUAACGACAGGAAAAGAUUGUCUCCGGACGCUCUCUCCGCCAGCUGCCUCUGAACUCUUAUUGGAUCCAUGACAGGCCACAGUUUGCGUUAGUGUUGGCUCGUGAGUGAGUGAUUCGUUCAAAACAACGAUUUGUUUCAUAUGACUUCAACCGGUAGAUGUCGGGAAUGCGCAUUAAAGCUGGUUCCACCUUGCCGUAAAACAAAACGAAGAAGAAAAUGACGUCACUUCCCGUUCACGAAGGAGUCAUGAAUUGCAUUUCCCGUCGACCAACGGAACGGAGCU